Messenger RNA from Cotesia congregata, 777 nucleotides. Lineage: Eukaryota; Metazoa; Arthropoda; Insecta; Hymenoptera; Braconidae. The record is from the annotation of a GenBank genome assembly.
AUGAAGGUGCUGUGGUGCAUUAAAAGGGAGCACGUUUGGGAUACAACAAAUAAAGUUUCGGAUAUUAUAAGACGUUAUAAAGGCCCGAAGAUUCUGCCUUCGCAGCAACUUAGCGCUGCGGUCGCUCCAUGGCCGGGCGCCACCGGCCUUUUGGCCUCUGUUACCGCUGACGAUAUGGCACACAAAGGCCACAGCGGAGUGAAUCAACUGGGCGGCGUCUUUGUCGGAGGCCGACCGCUGCCGGACUCAACCCGCCAGAAAAUAGUCGAGCUAGCUCACUCAGGAGCCCGUCCUUGUGAUAUUUCGCGGAUCCUCCAGGUCAGCAAUGGCUGCGUGUCCAAAAUUCUCGGCAGAUACUACGAGACAGGGUCCAUCCGUCCGCGAGCGAUCGGCGGCAGCAAACCGCGAGUCGCAACUGCGGAAGUAGUCGGGAAAAUUUCUCUGUACAAGAGCGAGUGUCCUUCGAUAUUUGCUUGGGAAAUUCGGGAUAGAUUGCUUCAGGAAGGCGUCUCGUCGAUCAACAGGGUGCUGAGGAACCUUGCCGCCCAGAAGGAGCAGCGCCAACAGCAGCACCACCAGCAUCAUCAGCCUGGAGUCCCCGUCAGCCAGCCGGACAGCGUCUACGACAAGCUGAGGCUCCUAAAUGGCCAGGGCAGCUGGCCCAGGCCCAAUCCUUGGUAUCCUGCUGGACCUGGCAGUCCCUUUCCGUCCCUUCAGCCCAGCAUCAGCCCCAGCCACUGCGCGCUACCGCCCGAGCAGGAUAUCCUCCAGAAAAAA